CGCGAUAACAUUUGUGAUUGGGAACAAUGUUGGAAUUUAAUGAUAAUACGAAUAUAAACGCAUAUAAAUAACCUGCAGUGGCAUUAACUGGGAUGCGUAUAAUUCUUUCGAAUGAAUAAAAUAUAAACUUGGAAAACAUUCAAAAUUAUUUUGAAUCAUUAUCACAGCAACGAAGUUAUAAAAGAUUUUCAUUCUAUGUGAGCACAAAUAUCAUAACAAUGGAGCCAGGGACAAGUGGAUGGAGACGGUAUAUUAUGGUGGAGCCUCCAAUAAUGAUGCUGCUCUUUGCAGAAACAAUGACAGUUGUAGGAAGAUAAACAUUUAUUUGGUACAUCGAUUCUUCUUUGUCUGUAAUUUUGGUGCUGUUUUAACGGAUCUUAUAGUAUAUCAAUCUUGUACAGUAUCAUUAAAACUAAAUGAAACAUUGUGUCAGCUUUUGCACACAAAUAGCAGUAGCCAAGAGGCUGCAGCUAUAGAAGCCAAAGUUCAACCGUAUGCUAGCAUAGUUCUGAUGUAUGCAUUUUUGCUUCGAACUGUGCUACCAUCUUUGCUUUCCUUAUUCCUAGGGCCAUGGAGUGAUAAAUAUGGUCGUAAGCCACUGUUAGUGUCAGGAUAUAUGGGAUUUUCAUUAAAGUUUCUCAUACUAUCUAUUUUGUGUAACUGGACUGUCAAUCCUUGGUUCAUGCAAGUUGCAUUUAUUCCUCUUGCCAUUCUUGGUGGUUCUUGUAACUUGAUGUUAGCUUCAAUUUGUUAUAUUUCUGAUAUUGUGAAAGAGAAUGAUAGAGUAUGGCAGCUCGCAUGGCUAAAUGCAUCCCUAUUAUUUGGCAUAGUUCUUGGUACAUUUACAGGACCUGUCAUAUACAAACAGUAUGGAUACACUGCUGUUUUUGGAACUGCAACUUUAUUUUGUACUCUGACACUUCUAUACGUAUUAUUCUAUGUUCCCGAAUCUAUAAAGAAUUGCCCCAAGAGUUCAUUGCAGAGUUUAUUUGACUUCUCUUUAGUGAAAGAGCUCAUUAGUACCUGUGUUAAGAAACGUGACGGUUUUAACCGAUAUGUAGCCUGGUGUUGCAUACUUACACUCCUUCUUACAAUAUUUGCAAUGGAGGGAGACGCUACUAUAGGAUUUUUGUUUGUAAGAGAAUAUUUUGGUUGGGAUAUUUCAAGCUACGCUAAUUAUACAGGCGCUACUGUAAUAUUGAGCAUUGUUGGUACUUUAUUUGCUGUUAAGCUAUUAGCAAAUCUUCUAGGAAUUUCAGAUGCAGCACUAGCAAUUUUAUCUUUCAUGUCGUUACUUGGUAGUGCAAUUGUCAAAUCUUUUGCAUGGCAACCUUGGCAUAUGUACCUGUCAGGAGGUAUAGGAUUGUUUGGAGGUGUUCCUGGACCUAUACUCCGGGCAAUAUUAUCAAAAUCAGUACCACCACAAGAUGUUGGUAAGGUAUUCUCUUUAACAACCUCAUUGGAAACUUUAACUCCACUUGGAGCAGUUCCUUUAUAUACUUUGAUAUAUAAAAAUUAUAUGCCACCUGUAUAUUAUCCAUGUCCAGCUUGGCUAGUUUCUGUGGCACUCUACAGUAUUGCAAUUUUAUUAGUGAUGUGUAUAGCUCGACGUACUGCCCGGUCAAAUAAUACUUCUUACGUACAACUGAUUUCGGAAAGUGAAUAAGAAACUUACGUAUUUUAUAUUAUAUUUUUGACGUGAAAUAAUGUUCAAUUAAACAUUUUACAGUAAAUCUAAUGUAGAACAUAGCUGUAUACUACUUAUUACCAGAUACUUGAUAGAUUUAAUAUUUUAAAUAUUUUCCAGUAACACGUAAUAAGUAUAAACCAGUAG
Messenger RNA from Cephus cinctus (wheat stem sawfly), 1834 nucleotides. RefSeq names its product proton-coupled folate transporter-like. The record is from RefSeq and is a predicted model, not a curated record. The transcript is spliced from 8 exons. The coding region runs from base 239 to 1666 and encodes 475 amino acids. Gene Ontology annotation, cellular component: membrane. Gene Ontology annotation, biological process: transmembrane transport. Lineage: Eukaryota; Metazoa; Arthropoda; Insecta; Hymenoptera; Cephidae. Gene Ontology annotation, molecular function: transmembrane transporter activity.